Molecule: messenger RNA, 7656 nt
Organism: Paralichthys olivaceus (Japanese flounder)
Lineage: Eukaryota; Metazoa; Chordata; Actinopteri; Pleuronectiformes; Paralichthyidae
Gene: nlgn2a
Product: neuroligin 2a
Biological process (GO): presynaptic membrane assembly; modulation of chemical synaptic transmission; neuron cell-cell adhesion
Cellular component (GO): postsynaptic specialization membrane; plasma membrane; cell surface
Molecular function (GO): signaling receptor activity; neurexin family protein binding
Source: RefSeq, a predicted model, not a curated record
CAAGCGCGGUCACGGUCGCCGACCACAGCAGCGGCAGGCAGCGGCAGCAGAGGCGCAGUCGUCCCGCAAAGACUCCACCGGAGCACCGCGCCGCGUUCGCCCGCCCCCGCACCGAGGCUGGAAGCGCUGCUCGGCCCGGAGCUUCCCCUUCAUCCGCAGGGAUUUAACGAGGAUUUAUCGAGCACGAGAAAAAACACCGAAUAAUUAUCCGACUGCAGCUGCGAGCCCUGGCCCAACACAGGUGCCACGAGCCGGGUGAUUUCGUGGAUAGAAAGAGCAGACUGUCAUCCUGCAGAACCGAGCUAUCGGUCCCGUUUCACCGUGUUUCACCGCCUGCUUCCCUCGGAUGGGGGAUCUCUCCGUGUCCUGCUGUGUGUGAUGCAGCAGAGCAGCUUUGUUUUUAGAGAGUCUGCCUCCACCGGCUGCAUGGACUGAACCAGCUGCAGCUGCAAGCGGUGGCAUUUUUUGGUCACUGUUAUUAUUUUUCUUAUUUUUUUUAAUUUUGUGCUUGAUUUUCGUCUUAUUUUUGGUGAAUAUACGUGUUGGCACAGUUUUUGCUCACUUGACAUUUACUGGACUGCCCUGAGGAAGGUUUAGUGAAGAGGAGGAGGAGGAGGAAUUGUCAAAAAGGAAAGGAAAGGGGAAAAAAAAUCCAGGAGGCAUCAGUGGGAAUCUGGCAUCCAUCCACCAUCCAGUGGAUCAGGAACAGGAUUCAGUGGCUGUUAAAACAUCUAAUCAAAUGAUCUGGAUAACAGAAGACCAAUAGGGAUGGAACGUAACAGAGCCAUGGCUGGGGAAGUGUUACGGAUCGCCAUCACUCAGAACCAGCACUGACCUGGCACCAAGACCGAGAUUCGACCUCCUUCUUCAGCACCCUGUGGACCUGACUUUACCCCAACAACUGCUUCGUCCUACAUCUCACCUCCACUCAGCGCUCCUGGUGAUUGUACCUCCAAAAAGGCUCCUUUCAGUCUUUCAGGGCCAGUCUGCUUUUGUUCUUUUAAUCCCUCUCUUCUGCUUUAACACAUUGUUAGUUGUAAUCCACAUUCCCUCAUAGACUCCAAAACAGACUGGAAGCAGGUGGCUGAACAGUAUGAAUCCAGUCAUGUACCCCCUUCCACUUGCUCCAAGCAAACAAAGUCGGCGGGGUUUGUCGUCCAGGUCACGCCCUCUGACUCUUUUGACAGACUGGUGCCUGAUGGGGGCGCUAGGUCUCAUUCUAUUCUUCAGCCUGGCCUCGAGCCAGAAGAUGGACCCUUCCAAGCACCCCAUAGUCACCACCAACUAUGGCAAGCUCCGAGGUGUAAAGAAAGACUUGAACAAUGAGAUUCUAGGCCCGGUGGAGCAGUACUUGGGCGUGCCCUACGCCACGGCACCCAUUGGCGACCGCCGCUUUCAGCCACCCGAGGCCCCGGGAUCCUGGCAGGAGAUCCGCAACGCCACGCAGUUUGCCCCUGUGUGCCCUCAGAACGUCCAGGGGGUGCUGCCAGAGAUAAUGCUGCCCGUGUGGUUCACAGACAACCUGGAUGUGGCAGCGGGAUACAUCCAGAACCAGAGCGAAGACUGCCUCUACCUCAAUGUCUACGUGCCGACGGAGGAUGGUCCGCUCACAAAAAAACACGAUGAAUCUUCAAUGAACAAGCCUCGAGACGAAGAUAUCCGUGACCGCAGGAAGAAGCCUGUCAUGCUGUUCAUUCAUGGAGGCUCCUACAUGGAAGGAACCGGAAACAUGUUCGAUGCCAGCGUCCUCGCCGCUUAUGGCAACGUGAUCGUGGUGACCAUGAACUACCGGCUCGGCGUACUCGGCUUCCUCAGCACUGGUGAUCAGUCUGCAAAGGGAAACUACGGCCUGCUUGACCAGAUCCAGGCGCUGCGCUGGCUCAAUGAGAACAUCGGCCACUUCGGUGGAGACCCAGAGAGGAUAACCAUCUUUGGCUCCGGAGCAGGGGCAUCCUGCGUCAACCUCCUCAUCCUCUCGCACCACUCAGAGGGUCUGUUUCACAGGGCCAUAGCCCAGAGUGGAACAGCCAUCUCCAGCUGGUCUGUCAACUACCAACCCCUAAAGUACACUAAGAUCCUGGCCCGGAAGGUGGGCUGCACCUACACAGAGACGGCUGACCUGGUCGACUGCCUGAGACGCAAGAACUUCAGGGAGCUGGUGGACCAGGACAUCCAGCCAGCCCGCUAUCACAUUGCCUUUGGCCCUGUGGUGGAUGGCGACGUGGUGCCUGACGAUCCUGAGAUCCUUAUGCAGCAGGGGGAGUUCCUCAACUACGACAUCCUAAUAGGAGUGAACCAAGGUGAGGGGCUGAAGUUCGUGGAUGACAGCGAGGACAACGAUGGCAUCUCAGCCGCGGCGUUCGACUACACCAUCUCGAACUUCGUUGAUAACCUCUACGGAUACCCUGAAGGCAAAGACAUCCUGAGGGAGACCAUUAAGUUCAUGUACACCGACUGGGCGGACAGGGACAACGGAGACAUGCGGAGGAAGACCCUCCUCGCUCUGUUUACAGACCACCAGUGGGUGGCACCAGCAGUGGCCACCGCCAAGCUACAUGCUGAGUUUCAGUCCCCGGUUUACUUUUACACAUUCUACCACCACUGCCAGACGGAGACGCGACCUGAAUGGGCUGACGCCGCCCAUGGAGAUGAGAUACCGUACGUGUUCGGUGUGCCCAUGAUCGGUGCCACAGAUCUGUUCCCGUGCAACUUCUCGAAGAAUGACGUCAUGUUGAGUGCCGUGGUCAUGACUUACUGGACCAACUUUGCCAAGACUGGGGAUCCUAACCUGCCAGUCCCGCAGGACACCAAGUUCAUUCACACCAAGCCCAACCGCUUUGAGGAGGUUAUCUGGACCAAGUUCAACUCAAAGGACAAGCAAUAUCUCCACAUAGGCUUAAAACCUCGUGUCAGAGACAACUACAGGGCCAACAAGGUGGCCUUCUGGCUGGAAUUAGUUCCCCACCUCCACAGUCUACAUGAGGUGCUCUUCCCCACCACUACCCGUUCACCGGCAGGCCCUCGCACAGGAAAUACCGGACCCUGGCCCAGGACACCGGGCCCUCGCACCACCCGUCACCCCUACCCUACAUUCCCCUCUGAACUGGAGCCCGAGGGAUCUGAGCGUCCACACCAGGACCUCUUCCCUGGAGACAUGCGGGACUAUUCCACUGAGCUUAGCGUGACAGUCGCCGUGGGUGCAUCACUCCUCUUCCUCAACAUCCUGGCUUUCGCCGCCCUUUACUACAAGCGUGACAAGCGACACGAGAUGCGACGCCACCGGCUGUCUCCCCAACGGGGCGGCCCAGCCAACGACCUCGCUCACAGUCAGGAGGAGGAGAUCAUGUCCCUGCAAAUGAAGCACUCAGAGCAUGACGCGCACCACGACAUGGAGCCUCUCCGGCCCCAUGACAUCCUGCGACCCGCCUGCCCGCCCGACUACACGCUGGCGCUACGCCGCGCCCCGGACGACGUGCCACUGAUGACGCCCAACACCAUCACCAUGAUCCCCAGUACCAUUACCAGCAUGCAGCCUCUUCAUGCCUUCAACACCUUCCCCUCCACUGGCCACAACAACACCCUGCCCCACCCCCACUCCACAACCAGGGUAUAGUAGGGACUGCCCUGACACAGCACCACCCGAGGACCAGGAAGACUGGCUGUGCUACUGAUCCAGGAGGGAGGCCUCUAGACACGGGCCUCUCUGCUCUCUUAUGCUCUUACUCCUCAUGUGCUGUCAAACUUAGCAGCUCCCUCUACUGGCGCCGCGGGGAGAAGCAACUGAACUGCACGGCAGCAGAUGAUCAGUUGGGGGCGGUUUAGAUCUUUUACAGAUACUGUUUUCAAAGAAAGUCUGCUGUUUCCAGACUAAAGCCCUCUGACAUUUGUCAAAGGGACAUGUGCUUUUACUUUUGUGUCAUCUCUCUUUUCUCUCACUGGUGUAUUACGUGCAUAUAUCGUUCUCUUUUCUACAUCUGUGUCUUAUCCCUGCUUUUGUUCCUCUCAUUCAAAAUGCAACUAUCUCUCUCCCCUUUGCUCUUCUGUACUGAGCUUUAGGAGGAGACAUUGAGUGCAUACAGUUGGCAUAAAGCUAUGAAAAGACAGAUAUCUGAUAUUUUGUUCUACCAGCAUUCUUGGUGCCAAGUAUGUACUUCUGUGUUUGCUUUCUCAUCAAGGGAGGGAAAAAAACAAAACUAAAGAAAAUUCUUGACUAUUCCCAUUUACUGUCAACUAACAGAUGCUGUGUGUUCUCAUGACAAAGUGCCAAACUGGCCCUGGAUUGUGUUUUUAUUUCUUUUUUUCAAUCAUUUGUUUAAUCGUUGUUUUUUGUGGAACGAAUUUUUUCUGAAAAUAUAGAUAUAGAGAAAUGAUAUUAUAUAUAGUUAUAUAUAAAUGUGUACAAAGGAGAAAGUAUAUAAAUGGGGUUUUCUCAGUGGGGAUCUAUGCAUGAAUUAUUUUUAAAGAUGAUGGCGGGGGAUAGGACACUGUAUCUGUCAAUGCACGUUUCCCAAAUCUACUCAAAAACCACAUCGGUCCGCUUUGGAUAUCAGUCUGUUUAACCUCACAGAAUGAGAGCAUCACAGGAAAUCUUGAAGUAAGUCAAAAAAAGAAAGAAGAAAAUCCACCUCUUCACCUCCCGGCAAUCAUUUCUUAUUAAAGAAUGAGUCAUUCCUGCAAAUCUCAGAAGAUGUUAGAGUCAAAGCAACAACUGUGAACACAUUCUUCCGUUUGUUCUUUCCUUCAUAAUCUCAUUCAGGGGAAUUUCUCUAAACCGGGUGAUGCAAGGCUCCAACAGCUAUCCCAUCAUGCAACUGUAGCUACUUCCUCUGUCCAUCUGCUUUUUUUUUUUUUUUUACUAAAGUAAGCAGAUCUGUUGUUGAAGCUGGCGUGAUCAACAUUAUUUUUGUAUUUCAGCGAACGUGAGAAACAAAGCGGAGCCCGACAGCCCCUUUGCCCUGAUACGUGCACUCUUCUUCUCCUGUCUGUGCCCCUGAUUGCAGCACAUGCAUAUUCUCCUUUACAUUGGCAUAGGUGCACCCUAAUGAGACAGCAAGGAGAUAGAAAGGCAGGAAGAUCCCCAUGGUAAAAACGUUGACUCCAGAAUGAGCUCCCUCCAGCUGCCUCCACUCUCUCUCCCCCUCUUCCUCCAUCACUUCUUCCCUCCCUCCCUCCCCCUCAUCAGGACUCUAGCUCUGUACAUCAAGACUGACACCCACGCUGCAGUGAUCGCCCGCAACUACCCCACUGUGACCACGAAACUCCUGACUUCACUGUGUCAGCGGCGCACCACACGCCAUUGCCGACCUCAGUUCGGCUCCACGAUUACCCUCACACCCGAGGGUUGGCUCACGAGGGGUGAGUUUUCGUGAGCUCAUGGGUUGUAAAUGAGAACUCCUAAGCACACUGAGGGUAACCGGUGGGCCUUCACAGCCGCUGCAGGAUGAAAACGGGGCUCAGAUCUCCGACACAGGGUAAAAGCAACACACUUGAUAACUGAUGUUUCUGAUUCCUUUCUUUUUGGGGGGGAGGUUAAGGAUCUCAAAUAAAACUGGAAAAUGGGUGAUUAAAACAAUUAGUUGACUGAACUGAUGUGCUGUCAUUUGAGCCCACAGGAAACCAAUGAUAGCUUCCAUCCAGUAUGAGAGAAGUUAGUCACCAGUGUUGUCUUGUGUUUGUUUGUUUUCUAUGAUAUUACUGCCUACCAGGGUGGUGUGGGAGAGAUAUAUACAGUGCCCGGCUGCUUCUGUCAAGAGAUUUUGUAAAAGGGAAAAAUGUGCACAAUGUUAAACACAAGACAACUGCCUCAGGUGUGUCGCAGGCAGUGCUCUGGAAUAGAGGACAGGACAGCGGCGCAAAGGAAAGUGCGCGCUGUGGGGACGAGACAUCGGGAGGAGAUUGGAUACAGACUCACAGCCUUAAAUGUAUCAGUUAAUAUCGGAAGAAUGAAAGGAGAGGAUGAAGCAAGUGAGGAAAUUCAAGGGCAUGGUCAUCUUUCUACCCACAAAGUUUGCCACAUCGCUACUCAGUCUGAUGGAGGAUCUCAUGGAUCAGAUCCACGUGAACCCUUUUGUAAUAGCUCCGGGGCGUUGUGAUGAAAACUUUGCCACAGCACGGCUACAACGACACGGCUGGAGGUGAAAACCAGGUGUUCAGUUUGGUCUGUUUUAAUUCCUUUGUCUAUUUUGUAAAGCAACACUUGAGGGCGCUAUUUUGGCAGAUUCACCACAGGUCUGCCCAACAGGAAACAGGAAGAAAAAAGAAACCAAACUGGGUGGCAGGACAGAGACACACAACAUCUGGUGGAGGAUCCAAACUGUACAUUUUUAAGUGUAAGAAUCAAACAGACAAAAUAUUUGUAAAUAUUAAGUUUCUUGUUUGUUUUUCUUUUGUUUUUCUUUAUGAGUGAAUGAAUGAACUGCUUAUUUUGUGACGACAAAAGACAACAGGUGCAGUUUGCAAAAAAAAAAAGGCGUCAAGCUCGAGGCUUCAGAUUAGUUGGUGAGUAGAAGAUGCUUGCCACCAAUCACUUUUCAUUUAAUUCUAAUUCUUUCUUCAUUGCCCACUACGACAUGGGCAUUCUGUAGCACCGUCAGACACUGUAGCAGAUCACCCCCACUCCCUUGCAGAGAGCACAUGACAGAGGGCCUGAUGCUAUAGUUAGCAUUAGCUUUUUUCCAUUUAAUAUUACUAUUUUAAAUUUGAAACAUGCUACUAAAAUCUGUGGUUUGCGAUCAGCGAAGCGUCGUCUUGUUCUUUUCCCCUCAUAAUUUUGCAUCAUUUUAUUUUUCAACGAUCCACCCCUGAUGAAUCUGUGCUGCGUGAUUGGUGUGGCAUCCAGAGGCUGAAAUACUGAGGAAAGCCAGCUUUGCCUUUUGCCAGCUCACUGAUUGCCAGUGUCACAGUCAGGACUUUUAAAAAGUGGUCAGUUAAAUGUCAACUCACUUCACAUGUAGCAAUGUUUACAUGUUGCCACUUAACCACUCGUGGGACAGACAUGAGGGCUUUGAUACCAUUAGAUGCCUCAUAUCCUCAUAGAGCGACGCCAUCACACAUGCCGCCCAGCGUCUCUCUUCCACACACUCUGUUUGCGAUGUGUUUAUGGAGGUUGUGUUGAUCUUACACUGAUGCGAUGUAGCAGAAAACAGUAUUGUGUUCCAAAAAGUUGAGGGAAGGACAAAUUAGGCCAACAAUGAUGCUUCAUAGUGGGUCUGGCCGUAUGUAUGUGGACACACACUGGGCCUAUGUAGCUCACUGCGGCCCUGAGGCUCGCACCGCUCCAGAGCUGCGGUCGUCCAACUGAAACCGUUUCAGUGAAAUGCGGAGACUUAACGCAUGUUAGUGACUUCUAGAUCCUGUGUCAUGUCAGUGAUGCGUGAAAGCACGUGGUAAACAACCCACAAUUACAAACACACACACAUAAAUCCUCAGCUUGCGAAGUUGCACCUGUUGUCUUGUUUUUAAAUUCUUUGUUGAAUUCAGAUACCCAAGACGAGACGAAGAAAAUGUUAAAUAAUGGAGUUUAAGAAAAAAAAGAUGAUUAUUAAAAAAGUACAGUAAAACUAUAUAAAUAAAUGAGGUGAUGAUAUUUCUGUUUACUUUAGAAGUUAUUAUACACUGUAUGCUGUGAUUCUGAUCUGGGAAACAUUAAAGACAUUC